GGCAGGUUGAUUCGGCUACGCAUCAUCAGGGGGAAAGAUUCUGUCUUAAGCCGUUUGUAGUUUGAGGAACUUUGGGAGUCGGGAAGUCUCGGCGGACUAAGGGGAGCGCAAACCCGACGGCGGCUCGCAUCGUACGUGCCGGGGCGGCAUUAUUUCGCAAACGGCGAAUUAUUUAACUUUAAUGGUGCCCGCUUAUUACAUUGGAUUGGACCCACAUGCUCGUCCGCUAAGACAGACAGGAUCACAGCAUGGACUGGGAGCAAAGUUACUUUUCAAAGGGACCGAGCCUCUGCUUACAUAAUGCACACCAGGGUCGGGUUUCCCCUAUGUUUUAUUAAAAAGUAUAAACUUUUCCGUCUGCCAUAGGCUUUUGCGUCUGUUCCACAAAAACUGCUUGGCUUGUGAUCGGGAGGCGAUGGCUGCAUUUCGUCAGUGUAAGUCAGUAUCGGAUGUCUUGUUGCAAGUCGUGAUUUCAAGCCCAUUUUAAGUGGGUCUGACCAGCCGAUCUGCGGCAGCGGUCGAAGGACACAUUGCGAUCAUCUAGAAACAUCCCGAUCAUCUUACGCCUGCUUCUGAAUCAGGAUAUAUUACGCCGCAAUAACAAGUCUCAUCCCGAAUACAGUUUCCCCCCAUUUUUUUAAAGUUCUACAGCUUCAGUGUUCAUUGUUGAAAGUAAGUGAGGUGGAGGAGUUGGAUGGCUCAGUGCUGAUGUGCUGCCUGUCUGGGCAUCAGACUCCCCCCCCGCAGCAGUAGCGCCCCCUGCAGGAUGUCAGUGCCGUGGAGUUUGCUGUACCUGUGGGCUGUGAUGGCUCACAUGUCCCAGGCCAGACCAGGCCUCACCGACCACGUCCCCCAUGAGCUGCCCCCCGAUGCGGAGCAGUACACUUUGUACCCUGGGGAUCAUUUAGUACUGCGCUGCCCUGCUGUGGAGGAGGAGGAGGGGGAGGGGGCAGUGGCUGUGAUGACGUCAGCAGUCGGCUGGACAAAGGACCAGGUGGCCAUUCGUGAUGGGGAUCACACUCGCUUGCGGAAUGGCCGGCUGGAGAUCGAGGGGGUGGAGCCAGCUGACUCUGGGAUGUACGGCUGCCUUGCCAUAGGGCCUUGGGGAAAUGGCAGUGCCCUGUUUGCUGUCAACGUCUCAGUGGACCACCUGGCCUCCUCUGAAGAUGAGGAUGAUGAUGAAUCCUCCUCAGAAGAGAACAAGCUUCUCAGUACUCAGAAGCUUCCACCUAUGGCUCCACAGUGGGCCCAGCCAGAGAGGAUGGAGAAGAAGCUGCAGGUGGUUCCUGCCAGCAAAACGGUCAGGUUCCGAUGUCAGGCAAGCGGCAACCCCAACCCCAUGCUCAAGUGGUUCAAGAAUGGCAAGGAGUUUAAGAGGGACCAGCGCAUUGGUGGUUUCAAGGUUCGUGACCACAUGUGGACCAUAAUUAUGGAAUCUGUCGUGCCUUCAGACAAAGGGAACUACACCUGCGUGGUGGAAAACAAGUACGGCAGCAUCAACUAUACCUACCAACUGGAUGUCGUUGAACGUUCGCCACAUAGACCCAUCUUGCAGGCCGGACUACCAGCCAACCGAACUGUUGUGGUGGGCAGUGAUGUGGAAUUUGAGUGCAAGGUUUUCAGCGACGCCCAGCCACACAUCCAAUGGCUGAAGCACAUCAAGGUGAAUGGCAGCCGACUGGGGCCGGACGGCCAGCCCUACGUACGUGUGCUGAAGCAUUCGGGGGUCAGUAGCUCGGACACCCAGGUGCUGACGCUCUACAAUGUGACAGAGGAGGAAAGUGGGGAGUAUGUUUGCAAAGUGUCCAAUUAUAUAGGAGAGGCCAGUCAGUCGGGCUGGCUGACCGUCAUCCAGAAGGGGGCUCAAGCCAAGCCACCAUCUCCAGUGCCCAGCCAGACCUACCUGGAGGUGCUCAUCUACUGCGUGGGCUUCUUCCUUAUCUCCGUCAUGGUGGCCAUCACUGCAAUUUUCAAGAUGCGCAGCGCUUCCAAGAAGAGCGCCUUUGGUGACCAGCUGGCUGUGCAGAAACUGGCAAAGAGCAUCCCCCUGCACAGACAGGUAUCCGUGGACUCCAGCUCCUCUCUCCAUUCAGCGGCUAUGCUUGUGCGUCCAUCACGUGUCUCCUCCAGUGGCACUCCAAUGCUCUCGGGGGUGUCGGAAUACGAGUUACCCCAGGACCCACGCUGGGAGGUCCCUAGGGAGAGGCUGGCCCUGGGGAAGCCCCUCGGAGAAGGCUGCUUCGGGCAGGUAGUCAUGGGAAAGGCCAUUGGUCUGGACCGGGAGAAGCCCAACUGCGUGACCAAGGUGGCAGUCAAGAUGCUGAAACCCGAUGCUACUGAGAAGGACCUGUCAGACCUGAUCUCAGAAAUGGAGAUGAUGAAGAUCAUUGGCAAGCAUAAGAAUAUCAUCAACUUGCUUGGGGCCUGUACCCAAGACGGGCCCUUUUAUGUGAUCGUGGAGUAUGCAUCAAAGGGCAACCUACGUGAGUACCUGCGUGCACGGCGCCCCCUAGGCAUGGAGUACUGCUACAAUUCAGACCAGGUGCCUGUGGAGGACAUGUCCAUCAAAGACUUGGUCUCCUGUGCCUACCAGGUGGCACGAGGCAUGGAGUAUCUAGCCUCGAAAAAGUGUAUCCACAGGGACCUGGCCGCUCGCAACGUCUUGGUGACAGAGGACAAUGUCAUGAAGAUCGCUGACUUUGGCCUUGCCCGAGACAUUCAUCACAUUGACUACUACAAGAAGACCACUAAUGGCCGCCUUCCGGUAAAGUGGAUGGCGCCAGAAGCCCUAUUUGACCGGAUCUACACACACCAGAGCGAUGUGUGGUCAUUUGGGGUUCUCCUGUGGGAGAUCUUCACACUGGGUGGCUCACCCUACCCAGGAGUUCCUGUGGAGGAACUCUUCAAGCUGCUGAGGGAGGGGCACCGCAUGGACCGGCCGUCCACCUGCACUACAGAGCUGUACAUGAUGAUGAGAGACUGCUGGCAUGCCGUGCCCAGCCAGAGGCCAACGUUCCAGCAGCUAGUGGAGGACCUGGACCGUGCGCUCACUAUGAUGUCCCACCAGGAGUACUUGGACCUCUCUAAACCCCUGGACCACUACUUUCCAAUCUGCCCAGACACCCAGAGUUCCACCUGCUCCCUGGAAGCCGAUUCUGCGUUCUCCCGUGAUGCUGCCGCUGUGGGGCCGCGCCUGCCCGCGUUAUUAUCACAGACCGCUGGGCAGGCCUUCCACAGGCCCUGAUAGGCCUGUCGUGUGCCGUGCGCCUGCCUCUCUUUGUGUCGGCACAACCGUUGCUCAUUCUGUGCCUGGAGAACAGCAGCCUAUGGUGUUAUGGUGAGCCGUGAUGCUUUGGCAACAGACAGACUUUACCAGAGACUGUGUUGUACCCUAUUGGUCUAUAACACUCUACUACAAGGAAUGGACUUUUGACAGGGAAGAAGAAAAUUCGACGAUGGCUUCCUUUUGGCAUUGGUUUUUCUAUUUUCAUUCAGGAUAAAUAAAAAUUAUUAAUGUGGCUUUGCAGAAUAUGACCGAGCAGCAUACAUUAUUUUGUAAAUAUAGUUAGAAUUGUAGCAAUUUAUGUAUAUAUAUUUACACCCUAUACCUAGGACACUUUAUGAAAAGUGGCUCACCUUCUUCAAACUGUCAUAACGAUGUUCCUUUUGAUAGCUUCUGUGAUCUAACAGAUGUAUUAAUCACCUUCCCCUCAUUUUCUUUCCCUUUAACUUGCUCUCAGUAUCAGCUGACAUUUGCUUCACCAGCAAAAGGAAAUCUUGCUGCCAAAGUGGAGCGUACACUUUGAUACGCUUUGAGGGGGGAGCCUGGCUGCCUUGGGGGGGGGGGGCAGAGCUAAUUAGCGUUUGUUCACAUCACUCGUCCAUCCUUUGGAUCUGCCUUCUUAUUCCUCUGAAUGAAACUUUUUUUUUUUUCCGUGAGGCUUGACCACGCUCCAUCAUCCCUUCCUCCAGUUUAGCCUGUCCUGCACCCUAUCCCUACGUUCCAUGGUUCGGUCCAUCAUCCCUUCCUCCGGUUUAGCCUGUCCUGCACCCUAUCCCUACGUUCCAUGGUUCGGUCCAUCAUCCCUUCCUCCGGUUUAGCCUGUCCUGCACCCUGUCCCUACGUUCCAUGGUUCUGCACCAUCUGAACCACGCUGGUUUUAUAGAAAGCUUGUAAAAGAACCACUUGGAAAUACAUGAUUCUCUGUGUCUCGCUGCUGAAAUGGUUAGUUACUCUGAGCGGACAGGGGGUGGAAGGGGUGGGGGCAGCGUCUCCACCCACCACAGCCCCCCCCCCCCUUUUUAUUCGGCUUGGACAGCAUGCAAAGCAAGUUCUGACAUUAAAAAAGAAAAUGAAAAUAAGAA
This is a messenger RNA of Paramormyrops kingsleyae, 4365 nucleotides long. RefSeq names its product fibroblast growth factor receptor 1b (gene fgfr1b). Gene Ontology annotation, molecular function: fibroblast growth factor binding; fibroblast growth factor receptor activity; ATP binding. Gene Ontology annotation, cellular component: signaling receptor complex; plasma membrane. The record is from RefSeq and is a predicted model, not a curated record. Gene Ontology annotation, biological process: fibroblast growth factor receptor signaling pathway; positive regulation of kinase activity; positive regulation of cell differentiation. NCBI's taxonomy places the organism in Eukaryota, Metazoa, Chordata, Actinopteri, Osteoglossiformes, Mormyridae.